UUUGAUCGUAAUGAGCACGUGUAACUGGUAAAAAAUCAAUAAGUAAUCUGGAUACGCUGCAGUAUACUCUGGAGUUGCAUACCCCCCUUUCCUGGUCUCACAUUACGGUUGCGCUAGCUUGCAGUGGUCGCCUGUUCCGUCGUGCAUCCCAGAUAACGUUAACUUCCACGUUUAUAUGCCGACUAAUGGAUUUGAAUGGCGUCUUAUUCCCUUGAUUUGUGAUCACCGGUGCGAUUUUACCAGAAUAAGCCUAAGCCACGGAGCUCACAAGAAGCGGAAAUUAUAGUUAUCACCCACUGUCACAAUGAGCGCUGUAGCUGCACUACGGCAUUGUAGCCGAUAUUAUUGCACAUUUUCUUUAAUAAUCCUCAGUAUGUCGCCGGUAUACCCGGCUCAACUGACAAACGACAUGACCUCCCUGACCUCACCUUUAACCGAAGAUGAGCUCGACCUCCUCUUAGGAAUUUAUGACCAGCUAGCUAACAUUUCCCAAGCCGACGAAAGCAAUUUAUCACUUUACCUGGGAAAAAUGAUGGCUAAGCUUUCCAACUUUUCUUUGGAGGUGUUUCCAUUUGAAGAGCCUGUUAACGAGUUGACGCUGAUGUAUCGCAUUAUUGCCACCACGGUGCACUCAGCCAUUUUCUUCCUGGGAGUGUCCGGCAAUGUCCUGCUUAUCCUGGUGGCAUAUAAAUCCAGGUUUCUCAAGCAGCCUAUGUAUACCUGUUUGGUGUCAAUGGCCUAUGCCGAUCUACUGGUCUGCUUAACGGCCAUUCCGGAAGCAAUUGUGUCGUAUCAUUAUAAAAAUCAAUGGUUUCUUGGACAACUGGGAUGUUCGAUCUUCGUCUUCCUCAAUUUCUUUGGGAUUAAUGCCGGGGUCGCCAGCAUGUCCAUGAUGACCCUUGAACGCUACAUCGCCAUCUGCCGUCCAUUGUUUGCCCGCAAAGUGUGCACCGUGGAGCGCACGCGAAGGAUCAUCCUCUCUUUAUGGAUCGCAGCCGCUGUCUACUGCUCACCGUGGCUGGGUCUGACCGAAGUGAAAACUAUCGAAAACACAGAUCGAGAAAUCUGCGAUUUUCGAUUAACACAAUCCUACUAUAUAUUUAUUUUUGGGGCGGAUUUGAUAAUAUUUUACUUCGUCCCGCUAAUGGCGGCGGUGAUUAUCUACAUAAAAAUUGACGUGUCGCUUCGGAAGCGUGAAGCUGUGAUUGGUGUAUCCGUCAGUGCAGUGGAAGACGGGAGAUUCUCAAGGGAGUCAACAAUGCGGCAUAAGGAUGAGCAAGGAUCAACCACCCUUCUGCCUGCGACAAUAUACGCCAGCAACGGCAACGCAAACCCCUGCGCGUUCACUCGAACCGAAUCAACAGUGACUGUGCACAGCGCAAGCGGUGCACGUAUACAAGUUGAACGCAUGCUUUUUGCGACCGUACUGGUAUUUGCCAUUGCCUGGCUGCCAUUCCGUGGGUUGCUACUGUACAACACUUUUGCGACCACGCCCUGGCUCGACGAAUGGUACUCCCUGUUCGCCAAGUCUCUCAUUUAUCUCAACUCAGCGAUAAAUCCACUCCUGUAUAAUGUUAUGAGUGCAAGGUUCCGAAGGGCUUUUCGUCAAAUGAUCACUUGUAAAAAAUGCCAUUAAGCCAGAAAAGAAUGGUCACCAUAGAAAGAAAUGCGGGAAAUUUUGCAUAUCCAUAACGGUAUCAACCCUAGACCCAAUUGCCAAUUUUCCUUGGUUAUUGGGAUUUCCUUCGUUUUUUUCUCCGAA
Messenger RNA from Paramacrobiotus metropolitanus, 1762 nucleotides. Its product is annotated as thyrotropin-releasing hormone receptor-like. Bases 305 to 1636 code for a protein of 443 amino acids. Lineage: Eukaryota; Metazoa; Tardigrada; Eutardigrada; Parachela; Macrobiotidae. Gene Ontology annotation, biological process: G protein-coupled receptor signaling pathway. Gene Ontology annotation, cellular component: membrane. The record is from RefSeq and is a predicted model, not a curated record. Gene Ontology annotation, molecular function: thyrotropin-releasing hormone receptor activity. The transcript is spliced from 5 exons.